UGCCGUCGCACACUCGGUCCAACACCCCCGACCCGACGCCGGCCCUGCGGGCUCCCCGCGACUCUGACCCAGACCCCGUGCCAGCCCCCUCCCCGCGGCGCCCCCCGCCGCCCCCCGGGAACGGCCGUGGCGUCCAGGUCCGAGCAGCCCCUCCGCGACCAUGCGUGCAGCCUGGAUGCCGGCCCUCUGCCUCGGUGUCUGCCUGCUGUUGCUGCUGCUGUUGCCGGGGCCCGCGAGCGGCGAGGGAGCCGUUCCCCUCGCUAUUACGUGCUUUACCAGAGGUCUGGACAUCAGGAAAGAGAAAGCAGAUGUCCUCUGCCCUGGAGGCUGUCCGACUGAAGAAUUUUCUGUGUUUGGGAACACAGUAUAUGCUUCUGUGUCAAGCGUCUGUGGUGCUGCUGUUCACAGGGGAGUAAUCAGCAACUCAGGGGGGCCUGUACGAAUUUAUAACCUACCAGGUCAAGAAAACUAUUCUUCAGUAGUUGCCAACGGCAUCCAAUCCCAAACACUUUCCAGGUGGUCUGCGUCUUUCACAGUGACAAAAGGCAAAAGCAGUAGCCAAGAAGCCACAGGACGAGCAGUGUCCACAGCACGUCCACCAACAGGUAAACGGCUAAAGAAAACAUCUGAGAAGAAAACUGGUAAUAAAGACUGUAAAGCAGACAUUGCAUUUCUCAUCGAUGGAAGUUUUAAUAUUGGGCAGCGGAGAUUUAAUUUACAGAAGAAUUUUGUUGGGAAAGUGGCUCUGAUGUUGGGAAUUGGAACCGAGGGACCACAUGUGGGCCUUGUGCAAGCCAGUGAACAUCCCAAAAUAGAAUUUUAUUUGAAAAACUUCACAUCAGCCAAAGAUGUUUUGUUUGCCAUAAAAGAAGUAGGUUUCAGAGGGGGUAAUUCCAAUACAGGAAAAGCCUUGAAGCAUACCGCCCAGAAAUUCUUCACAACAGACACUGGAGUGAGAAAAGGAAUCCCCAAGGUGGUGGUGGUAUUUAUUGAUGGCUGGCCUUCUGAUGACAUUGAGGAAGCAGGCAUUGUGGCCAGAGAGUUUGGUGUAAAUGUAUUCAUAGUUUCUGUGGCCAAGCCUAUCCCUGAAGAACUGGGGAUGGUUCAGGAUGUGGCAUUUGUUGACAAGGCUGUCUGUCGGAAUAAUGGCUUCUUCUCUUACCACAUGCCCAACUGGUUUGGGACUACAAAAUAUGUAAAACCUCUGGUACAGAAGCUGUGUACUCAUGAGCAGAUGAUGUGCAGCAAAACCUGCUAUAACUCAGUCAACAUUGCUUUUCUAAUUGAUGGGUCCAGUAGUGUGGGGGACAGUAAUUUCCACCUCAUGCUUGAAUUUAUUUCCAACAUAGCUAAGGCUUUUGAAAUCUCAGACAUUGGUGCCAAGAUAGCUGCUGUACAGUUCACUUAUGAUCAGCGCACAGAAUUCAGUUUUACUGACUAUAACACUAAAGAAAAUGUUCUAGCUGUUAUCAGAAACAUAUACUACAUGAGUGGUGGAACAGCUACUGGAGAUGCUAUUUCCUUUACUGUUAGAAAUGUGUUUGGACCUGUGAGGGAUAGCCCCAACAAGAACUUCCUGGUAAUUGUCACAGAUGGGCAGUCCUAUGAUGAUGUUCGAGGCCCUGCUGCUGCUGCACAUGAUGCAGGUAUCACUAUUUUCUCUGUUGGUGUGGCUUGGGCACCUCUGGAUGACCUGAAAGAUAUGGCCUCUAAACCAAAGGAGUCACAUGCCUUCUUUACAAGAGAAUUCACAGGAUUAGAACCAAUUGUUUCUGAUGUCAUCAGAGGCAUCUGUAGAGAUUUCUUAGAAUCCCAGCAAUGAUGACAUUUCAACAACAAAAAAGUGCAAGGAGACCCAAUAUAAAAGUUGUAUUUCUGUACUCUGUAACACCACAUAGCAUACUAAAAUCAGAUACAAAACCAUCAAAUAUGUCAACAGCUGUUUCAAGCAAGUAAUAUUCAUUUAAAGCUACUAUUAAAAUUUUAGACUUAAUUAUUCAAAAACUCUUUGCUGAGACUUCAUAAUCAUGACCCAUAAAAACUCAGGAAAGAUGGUAUUGUGGAAUAACAUAUUCUCUCUAUCCAACCAUGCCUACUAAAUGUAUAGAUGUGCAAAUUCCAUAGCUCAAUAAAAGAAUUUGAUACUUAC
Molecule: messenger RNA, 2149 nt
Organism: Erinaceus europaeus (western European hedgehog)
Lineage: Eukaryota; Metazoa; Chordata; Mammalia; Eulipotyphla; Erinaceidae
Gene: COCH
Product: cochlin
Exons: 12
Coding region: 161-1822 (553 amino acids)
Source: RefSeq, a predicted model, not a curated record